This is a messenger RNA of Postia placenta MAD-698-R-SB12, 861 nucleotides long. RefSeq lists its product as hypothetical. The record is from RefSeq and is a predicted model, not a curated record. The transcript is spliced from 4 exons. Gene Ontology annotation, cellular component: membrane. The coding region runs from base 1 to 861 and encodes 286 amino acids. NCBI's taxonomy places the organism in Eukaryota, Fungi, Basidiomycota, Agaricomycetes, Polyporales, Adustoporiaceae.
AUGACUUCGAGGCCGCAGGCGUUCACUAAGGUGGACCUAACUCCCCGCCGGCACCAUGGGUAUGCGGUAUUGCUGUUCAUUAUGGGGACUCUGCUCCCGCCGCUCGCUGUAGCGGCACGCUUUGGCAUCGGCUCCGACUUCUUCAUCAACCUGAUACUCACCAUUUGCGGGUAUAUUCCUGGUCAUUGUCAUAACUUCUACAUACAGAACAUACGCAACAACAAGAACCACAAGCGGACACCCAAGUGGGUGCAACGAUACGGCCUGGUAGACACCUCCGAGAUCAAGCGCAAAGAGCGGCGAUCACAGUGGGCAAGCCGCUACGGCGACCGCCUGCCCACAUCUACCCUGCGAAACCAGUCGUUAGAGGAGGGACAGGAAGGAGGUUCCAGCGUCGACCUCGCCUCGCAGGACGGCGACGGACGCCCACCCAACGCUAGCGGAGAGUUCUGGAGCCGCAACGAGGAGCGCUACUACGGGGCGAACGGCGACCGUGCCAGCGUUGAGUCCUCGUCACGCUGGAGGUAUCCCGCGAACUUUGACGACGCUGCACCUGUCGACACGAACAAGAAGAGCCGGCGAAAGAAGAAAGACAAGAAGGACCGGUGGGCCAGGACGGAGGACGCGUACUCGAUUACCGAUGCAAAUGGCUCAGCGAAGAAGCGCAAGUCCAAGCGAAAGAGCAAGGCGGCCCCUGCUGAUGCUGAUUCGGAGACGUACUCGCGCAACUCGUCAACGACAGAGUUCCCCGAGGACCCGGAGGGUGGGCUGUAUGGUGAGCGGCAACGGGCGCCAGAGAGAGAGGUUGCUCGGGUCGCGGAGCCGGUGAACGAAGAGGACAUCUUCAACCAGGAGCUGUAG